Eruca vesicaria subsp. sativa (arugula) is the source of this 1165-nucleotide messenger RNA. The record is from the annotation of a GenBank genome assembly. NCBI's taxonomy places the organism in Eukaryota, Viridiplantae, Streptophyta, Magnoliopsida, Brassicales, Brassicaceae.
CUUGUGUUGGCGGUUCCGUUUGUCCAAACCGUGAAUAUAUCUGCUUACCGAUAUGUACAGAAAGUCAAUACAUUAACAAAACUUUUGUCGAACAUUGAAAAUAGCCACUCCAUUUAAUUCACCUCUACAUAAUCGUCAAAUAUAAAAUGGAGUUCUUGUUGAUCCCAUUCUGUAUCAAAUCAUUUCCAAUAUUUUCAAGAGAAAAAUAAUAACAAUGCCGGAAAAUGCCAAGCACGGCCCAAGACUCUCCUUUUCUCACGAUUUUUGCCACUCUGAUUCCAUACCAAUCGAGCAAACUCCUUCAGAACCUUCAAGCACCAAUUUCGAUUUCUCCAUUCCCGGUGGCGUAAUCGCCGAUGAAAGCUCAAGGUCCGCCGAAGAAUUCUUCUCCGACGGAAAAAUACUCCCCACAGAAAUCAAAAAGAUACCCGCCAAAGAUGGAACUGGUUUGUAUACGAAUCCAAUCGGGGAUACUAAACCGGUUCUAGAAAUCGGAUUAACGAGGAUGGCAGCGAAACCCAAUACGGUGUCAUUUCGUGUUCCUUCUGAACUGUGUUGCCCCAGACCGGAAACGAAUCCAACCAGAUAUAUUAAACCGGUUCAUGAAAUAGAAGAAAUCGAAGAUGAUGAAGAGAGACCCAAUGUGAAUCCGUGUUGGGGGAUUAAGAAAAAAAGCGAACGUCUCAAUUCCGAAAUUGGUUUGCCAUUACUUUCUGAUAACCCCACCGGUUCGAAUUCUAAACAGACAGAAACUAUGAAGCUUGAGGUUUCGUCUCCUUCUUCUUCAAACUGUAGUUCUCAGAAACAGCUAUUUAGGAAGAAGAGCUAUGGAGGUUACAGUUACAGCGGUAAUGGAGGAGGCAUUAAGGUGAAUUCGUUUCUGGAUGUGAUUCCGUCUGGGAGUUUGUUUGGGUUGGGAUCGAUCAUUGUCGGUAGUGGAAGUGCCAAGAACAAGAAGAGAUCAGUGUUUUUAAUUGGUAAGAAUGUUUUUUAACUUGGAUCUUUGUUUCUCAGUUUCUUUCUCUGGAGCUUUGAACUCCGCAGUUUUAUGACAUUUGGUCAAUUGGCUUUCGUGGUCCCAAGUGUUGAGUUUUAUUUUUAGAUUUUCUUAUCAAUGUGUAGUUAAAUGUUACAUGUAUUAUUUCUGUUAAUACACAUAUUGAAU